GCCACCUCCGGCUCGCCGUGGAACGGGCCGAGCCCGGAACUCGGCCGCUGCCGGGCGGCCGCGUAAGAUGGAGGCGGGGGAGCGAGGCGCGGGCGGCCGGGCGGGCAGCAGCGCGGACAGCCUGGCCGAAGAGGAAGACGACGAGGACGAGGAGGUUCCCGGCAGCGGCCGCUCCAGCCGCACCUCGUCGCUGGUCAGCGGGCUGCUCACCGAGCUCUACAGCGCCUCCGAGGUGGCCGCUCCUCCCCGCGUCCUGCGGGAGCUGCAGCAGCAGCGGCCGAGCCGCGCCGAGUACCUGCGGCUGAAAGAUGUGGAUGAAUUGACAACUAUAAAACGGGAACUGAAUUACAGGAUUUCUGUUCAGUCUGCGAAGUUACUUCAUCUUCUGAAGCUGAAAGACAGGCUUGUGCAUAAAGUCCAGAAGAACUGCGACAUUGUCACAGCGUGUUUACAGGCAGUUUCCCAGAAACGACGAGUUGAUACAAAAUUGAAAUUUACUCUUGAGCCAUCUUUAGGUCAAAAUGGUUUUCAGCAGUGGCAUGAUGCACUCAAAGCAGUGGCCAGGUUGCCAACAGGCAUACCAAAAGAAUGGCGGCGAAAGGUUUGGCUGACCCUAGCUGACCAGUACUUGCAUAGUAUAGCCAUUGACUGGGAUAAAACAAUGCGUUUCACAUUCAAUGAAAGAAGUAAUCCUGAUGAUGACUCUAUGGGCAUCCAGAUAGUAAAGGACCUUCACCGAACCGGUUGCAGUUCUUACUGUGGCCAGGAGGCGGAGCAAGAUCGAGUGGUAUUAAAACGAGUUUUGCUGGCUUACGCCAGGUGGAAUAAAUCUGUUGGCUAUUGUCAGGGCUUUAACAUACUUGCUGCACUCAUUCUGGAAGUAAUGGAAGGCAAUGAGGGAGAUGCCUUGAAAAUUAUGAUUUACCUAAUUGAUAAGGUGCUUCCUGAUAGUUAUUUUGUCAAUAAUCUCCGUGCUCUCUCUGUGGAUAUGGCUGUUUUCCGAGAUCUUUUACGAAUGAACCUUCCUGAACUGUCCCAACACUUAGACACCCUGCAAAGAGCUGCUAACAGAGAAAGUGGAGGAGGUUAUGAACCCCCUCUUACAAACGUCUUCACGAUGCAAUGGUUUCUGACCCUCUUUGCCACUUGCCUGCCUAACCAUACCGUUCUGAAGAUCUGGGAUUCAGUAUUCUUUGAAGGCUCUGAAAUUAUACUGAGGGUAGCUCUGGCUAUUUGGGCAAAGUUAGGAGAGCAAAUAGAGUGUUGUGAAACCGCGGAUGAGUUUUACAGUACCAUGGGCAAGCUGACCCAGGAGAUGCUGGAAGACAGUCUGAUUGAUAGCAAUGAACUCAUGCAGACUGUUUAUACCAUGGCUCAGUUUCCCUUCCCACAACUGGCAGAAUUAAGGGAGAAAUACACUUACAACAUUACUCCUUUCCCUGCGACAGUAAAGUCAACUUCACUUUCAGGAAGGCUAGGCAGAACUAGAGACAGUGAUGAGGAGAAUGAUCUAGAUGAUGAAGACUCCAUUGCCAAUGCAAUUGGCUGCCUUGGACCGUUAAGUGGCUUUUUGGCACCAGAGCUCCAAAAAUACCAGAAACAGAUGAAAGAUCAAAAUGAAGAACAAAGCCUGGGCUCCAGUAACAUUGCAGAACUUAGUCCUGGAGCAAUAGACUCUUGCCGAAGCGAGUAUCAUGCUGCUUUUAACAGCAUGAUGAUGGAGCGUAUGACCACUGAUAUCAAUGCACUGAAAAAGCAGUAUUCCAGGAUAAAGAAGAAACAGCAACAGCAGGUUCACCAUGUGUAUAUCAGAGCAGGAUCUGAAGAUGAUGACCCUGGGAUAUUUUUAGGUCCCAGGGACCAGCUGAACAAUGACAAAGGGCCGGUUACCAGCCUCCUCCCUUCUCAGGUAAACCAUUCCCCAGUGAUAAACCACCUCCUUUUAGGAAAGAAGCUGAAAUCAAGUAACAGAUCUCUCAAGAAUGCUGUUAUCCACAUUCCAAGUCAUGCUACAGGGAAGAUGUCUCCCAUUCCCCAAGAAGAUCUUAAAUCAAAACUGAACUCUCCGUGGCGCACUCACAUACGAGUUCAUCGAAAGAAUAUUGCUAGGGCUAAAGGCCAGCUGGGCUAUGGGGAUACCAUAGGUCUUAUAGAUGAGCAGAGUGAGAGCUGUAAAACGAAUGGUCCUGGUGCAAAGGAGGACGCUUCCAAACAUUCUGAUUUUGGGGAAGAAGGAGGUAGCUUGGAUGACAGGACUACUCGAAAAGCUGACCAGCAGUCUGCUGAUGCAGUCUCUAUGGACAGCAAUACAGACAUGACAGUGGUUCAGCUAAAGCUGGAAACGCUGGAACUCACCUCAGAUAACAAAACUGAUGCUGAGUCAACAUCCAGUCAGUCUUGCCAGCCACAUAUAUCUGAGUCGUCUAGUUCAUCCAGUGACAGUGGAAACCUGGCUAAAUCUCCCCAGCCUGGUAAUUCAAAGCCACAAGUCUUCAAUCCUUUUCCCAGUGUCAAGCCUCUUCGAAAGUCAGCUACAGCCAGGAAUUUAGGGCUGUAUGGCCCCACUGAAAGAACACCGACUGUACACUUUCCCCAGAUGAGCAGAAGUUUCAGUAAGUCAGCCAGUGCUAACAGUGGGACCAGGAAACGAUGAUGUACCACAUGGCACUUUCUAUUUCUGACAGAAACAAAAUUUGUAUUGCUUUUUUAAAUUUUAUUUUAUUAUGUUUGUGUGUUUGUGUGUCCCGAAGAGUUUCUAAUCUUUACCUAAUGAGGACAAAAGUGGUUACCAGAUGUAUAAUUUUGUGUCUUUGAAAAUUGUGCUCCCGUGUUGCUAUGGGAUAGAUUAGUGAAGAGGCAAUUUGGCACCCUGUUGCCAAUUUGAAUGUUUCUGUGGUAAAAUAAACCUUGAUUUGCAGCGUGAAGCAUACUAUUUUGUAAAAUCACCAGCUGCCUUUAACCCAUAGGCCUCAAUGGCUGCCUCUUGUUUCUUUCAAAGCUGUGAGGACAAACUGUCUGCCUGGUGCAGCAAAACCCUAAUGCAGUUUUAAAAACUGUUCUGCAGCCUCCUGGUUAGACUUCUUCGUCGUGCUGAGUAACUGGAGAAGCCACAACUAACAAAAGCACAAGCAGCCCUCGCAAUCAAAAGUAUCACUUUCACUGUUGAACAUGGACAUGUGUUUAUAUUGGACCGUGUGGCUUCAACCGUUCUCCAAUUGCAUGUCGUGCCUCUCUUCCCAUGACGGUCCUCUGCUGAUAAUGUUUUAAAUAUAAAUGUAAAUCAGUGGGUGUGAGAAUAACAGACAUAAGUCCAUCCACAGCACUGGUUUGCUCCUUUUCUUUUGCAUAUAAUGGCCGGGGAGUUGCAGCACUGCAAAAUUAGGUAUAAGGUGCAACUAUAUGUAAAGUUGUGUUGAAUGUUAUGACACAUCUUGGCUUUAGUGGAUGUAAAAAUUAUUACCUAGAUUACAAUCAGUUUUGUAAUUAAAUCAUAUUUGCCUGCUUAGCAGUAGGUAAAAUACAUGAAUGUUCCAAAGUAGUUUAGAAGUUAAAAUUCUAUAAAUAGAGUAGUAAGAUACUUAGGGUGCCACUUGUCAUUAAAACCAAGCACAUCAGCCACUAUGUUAGUGGAUUGGACCCUUUGAACUGCCACGAGUUCCUUGCAUGGUUCUGGCUUGCUGCGAAACAGCAAUGGCUAAGCUAUAAGCUGAAUAUUGACUUCCCAGUCAAUCCCUUUUGCCAGUUUCUUAGAAAGUUAUCUCAAAUGCCUGACUUUUGAUACAUGUCCCCCACUGAAGUUUUGCAAAGCUGAUAAAUACCAUGAGACAAACAAUGUUUAUGUGUGUAUAUAUAAAUAUAAGCAGGUAGGCAGAGAUACUAAAUGUGGAUAAUUCAGCUUUGGGGUUGCAAAAUCAAGUACUCAAACUCCAGCAAAUCAGGUUGCUCUUAAAAGAUUACAGCUCUGCCGUACUGUAUGCAUUGAUUGUGAUUAGUGACCUUAUUUCUUCCAAGUUUCUCAUGAUGUGAAACUGUCCUGACUUUAAGCUGAUGUUAAGGCAGUAAUGACGAAUCAAUCCCAUUGUAUCUAUUUCCUCAUUUAAAAUUCUUUGUUAAAUUUGGAAAUUAAUAUAUUGUUGUCUAUUUAUUAAUGUAUCCCAUGACUUUUAGGAUGUGAUAUCAAUUUUAGCUGUACAAUAGACCCUGUUUAUUGUUGUGGGGACAAAUUUAUUUCACUGUUGUAUUUUAUACAGGUGUAUGCAUAUAGAAUAGUAUACAAGUAUGAACAUUACGAAUUUUAAACAGUUAUAGAUCAGAUCUUUCCCCUGCCUUAUUUCAGGUUACAUAGUGUUGUUGCUAAUGAUUAUUUGUAGCAUUAAGUAAAUUUAAAAUAAUGUAGAAUUUAGUCACUAAUCAUGGACUGUAUGAGAAUUGUUUCUGCCUUGAUUUAAAAGAAAUGCACUUCUUUUCAAAAUUUUACUGUGAAUCAUUCUCCCCAUUUUUACUGAGCUUUAGCAUAUCAUGCAGCUGUGUAUGGAACCAGUGAAAAAUAAAAGGAUUGUCAUUCUGAAAAACUAAAAUGUUACAAAUACGUGCAUGAAUUUUCGACACGUUAAGAUGUAAUGGAAAAUUAGCAAGCUUUGCACAGAUGAUGAUCUGAGGAAAGAAACACCAAUAAAAGAUUAAUUCUGAUGAUUCAGACCUUA
This is a messenger RNA of Numida meleagris (helmeted guineafowl), 4703 nucleotides long. It is a transcript of the gene TBC1D30, whose product is annotated as TBC1 domain family member 30. Gene Ontology annotation, cellular component: endoplasmic reticulum. The transcript has 14 exons. The record is from RefSeq and is a predicted model, not a curated record. Lineage: Eukaryota; Metazoa; Chordata; Aves; Galliformes; Numididae. The coding region runs from base 68 to 2653 and encodes 861 amino acids.